UGCCAAACAAAUUGACUUGUGAGUUGUGAAGCAGGAAAAUCUAUAAUUUCCACAAGGCUCUCGUGAUUGUGGAGGCAGGCAAGCAAGCAACAGCCAACAGCCAACAGCCAACAGCCCCCCGGAAACUGCACGGUCCCUACCAACAAACUCAUUGUCAUAUCCUUAUUCCUUAAUAUUCCACAAUCCACACUUUUUAUCACUACUUUUCUCUCUCUCUCUCUAUUUUCUUCCAUCACUCUACUCCAUCUGCCCCUGUUUCUUCCUCUUCUAAUAUUGUUACCAAUCUAUGAUAUGUUCUAUAUUUAUUAUGACCAUGACCACGGCAGUGGCACCACAACCCUCCUCUCCUUCAACAUCAUCUUCUAUGCUAUUGGAAAUCAGUGUCAUAUCAAUAGAAGGCCUCAAUAACUACACUUCAUUUUUAUGCCCCACCAUAAGGCCCUUCAUCACCAUCACCAGGCUCCCAACACAACCUCAUGUAGCUGCGGUGGAAAACGGUGGUGGGUUAGGGUUAGGCCCAACACCGUUUCGCGUGGGGGUGGAUCCAACCUUCUUUACGGAUGGGUAUUCGUGCCUACACCUUCAGCUAUUCAACAAGAGGAGGAUUGUGGGCUCGGCCCAACUCGGAUGGUGCGUGAUUCCACCUUCCGACAUUUGCAUCCUUUCACCCGCUUCUGUUUGCUACCUAAGUUACCGGCUACGGGCUACAGACGGUUCCAGGGGACAUGCUAUCAUCAACAUCUCUGUCAGAUUGGAUGGGCUUCCAAUUCCAUGGGCAGAAACGAGUGUGGACGCGUGUCACACUUUUAUUGGCAUACCUGUUACAGUUGUUCGGAGAGAUUGUGCAGCCAACACCCAUACACCACGAUGAUUUACAUGAUAUAUACACAAGUUUUUUUUAUCUUUGGCGCUUGUAAAAGUCUUGUUUUAAUUUUGGUUAAACGAUUUUCAAGUAGUUUUAUGUACUUGUAAAUUUGGAUGUCAGUACACGAUACUUACACUUUGAAUUGAUGAAUUCCAUGUGACAAUAUUGAUAAA
Molecule: messenger RNA, 1038 nt
Organism: Arachis duranensis
Lineage: Eukaryota; Viridiplantae; Streptophyta; Magnoliopsida; Fabales; Fabaceae
Exons: 1
Coding region: 287-871 (194 amino acids)
Source: RefSeq, a predicted model, not a curated record